AUGGAAAAUUCAUUGUUAGUUGUUCAAUCAAGUUCAUCUCUUCUAACGUUUCCUACUGAAAUUCUUCAUCGUAUUUUGGAUCAACUCAAUAUUGAAGACAUACUAUUUUCAUUUCGUUAUGUUUGUACAAGAUUUUAUUCUAUUACAAAUAUUUACAAUCGAUUAACAAUUAAAAUUUCGGAUCAUCAAAAUGAAACUUCUGCUUAUCGUUUGUAUCGAAUGAUUUCACCAGAAAAUGUAACAUCAUUGAUUCUUCGAAAGAUCUAUGGAAACACUAAAUCGAAUAAUAUUGAUUGGUUUUUUUCAUUUUUUAAUAUUCAUCAAUUUACUAGACUUUGUUAUGUUUAUCUUGAAAGUAUGAAUGAAAAUGAUUUUCGCAUGAUAAUAUGUCAUUUGACAACUCUCUCUACAUUCCAAUCAUUAAAAAUCUUCGAUAGAAGAAUUCUUAAAAAUGAUACAAUCAUUCUUCUUUCAAUGGUUAUUGCAUUGCCAAGUCUUCGAAAACUCGAUUUGGAUAUUAGUUCUCGAAUUAUCGAUCAAAUUUCAUGGCCAAAUGAUGGAAAAGUUCGAGAAUUGAAAUUAAGAAAAUGUUCCUAUAAACAAUGGUGUCAUAUUUUUUAUCAUUCACCAAAUCUUCGAAUCAUCUCUACAGCAGAUAUUGAUAUGAGUAAUAUUAACAAAACUAUUCCUUCAAUUACUACAUAUCAACAAUUAACAUCUUUGACAUUAAAUGAUAUAUUAUUUUCGAUCGAUGAACUUGAAAUUCUUCUUAUAUCUCAUCCAUCACUUAUUUAUUUCAAUUUAACAGCAAAUAAUAUUUCUUCAUUUCAAAGUCUACGACGUUUUUCACAAUGGGAAUUUUUUAUUCGUGAGAAAUUACCUCGACUUAAACAUUUUCAUUUUCAAAUUUCUACUCGAAUGUCUUAUCAAGAUUUAAGAAGUAUGCAAUCAAUUAUUGCUGCAUAUCGAACAUCAUUUUGGAUUGAACAUAAACGUUGGUAUGUUAUAUUUCAAUAUGUCAUUAAUGAUGAAGGAUCUCGACUUAUUCUUUAUUCUUCCAUCGAUGGACAUGUUGAUUUUUGGCAAAAUUUCAAGAAAGGUUUUAUAUCGUAUUUCACUUCUACUACAAAAGAUGAUGAUAAACCAAACAUGCAAAAUAUGUGGAAUGCUCUCUUCAAUUUAACUGAUAUCGAACAAGCUAUUAGUUUUCGUCAUUUCAAAAUUCCAAAGCAUUAUUUAUUUGAUAAUGUAAUUCGACUUGGACUUGAUAUCGAUUGGUAUGAAGAUUGGCAACGAUCUGGUUCAUUCGAACUUCUUUCAAAAUUAAUUAAAUUUUCACAGCUAAAAGAAGUUUGGUUUUUAUUAUCAUGUAAACAAACAUUGCAAGCAAGUAAAAUCAAUACUAUAGUAGAAAAAGCACCCAAUGUUCAUACUUUUGGAAUACGGAAUAACGGUAGUUUACGAGGAAAUAUAGAUGAAGAAUGUGCUGCCAUAUCUAGUCAUAUUGAACAUCUCAUAAUACAUUCACUAGAUAUUAACGCCAUGAAAUUGAUCCUUGAACGUGUUGAACAUUUGUCUAAGAUUACAUUUAAAUGCGAUUGGAGUUCAUCAACAACAUGGAUAAAAAUGAUUACGUGGCUUCGUGAAAAAGAAAAAAAGUUCUUAGUAACGUCUGAUCAUCGAUCUCUUCAAGUAUGGUUAAAAGAGAAUAUUGGUAAAUCGUCAGAAGUCGAAAAUAUGAACUGAAUCAAUUAACUAUUAAUAUGGUUCAUCGUCUUUCGAUUUAAAACAUGUUUUGAUUGUGAUUUCUCAGAUUUUUUUAUUUAUUAUCUUUGUCUUUUUGGGAAUCGCAAAUAAAAAAGAAAAGUUUGGACAUUAACGUUAAAAUAUGUUCUUUACUCUGUCGACUAUCCUGAUUGAAUUUUUUUAAUCCAAAAAUAAUAGAAUAAUAUUUGAUUGUAAAUUAGAAUUAAAAAAAAGUGAGUGUGGUUGCUGGUCUAUCUCCAUGAGACAUGUGUAGGAUGAUGGUAUCAGCAAAGAAAAGACCAAUAGUCGUACCCACACCCUACAAGUGAGUAGGCAUAGUAGUUUUUUUCCAUUUCAAAUUCUCAGGCUUUUUCAAAAACAUAUUAUCAUCUGAAUAUAUAUUAUUCUAUGUAAUACUGUGGCUUAUCAUCAGAAAAUUCAUACAAAUUGAAAUAAUAAAGAUUUUUGAAUAUCCAAAAAUAAUCGACUUUGGAUGUGAGGUGUGGAUAUGUAGGUGUGGGUGGGUCUGAGGGGCUCACUCUCAAAAAAGACACAAUUUUUGUUUAGUACAAAUGACUUUGAAACGUUGCUGCUAUUUAAAGUAUCUAUAGCUAUUUAAACAUCUGCAUAAACAUUUAAGUUUUCUAUAGCUUUUUAAUUACUCGCAUAUUUUUAAGCAUUUAAAUAGUUAUUGGAGUAGUGGCAUAAGUAUUUAAAUCUUACAUAGCUACUCAAACAGUUGCUUGAGUAUUUUUGCGCUCCGUAGUUAUUUAAACCUUCUAUUGCCAUUGAAAUAUUUCUAUGAUGCCUAUUUAAUAUUAGAUACUCGUAAACAUCAGCAGGAAUAGCUUUUUAAUUCGAAACAUUAUUUGAUGAUUAGCAGUAAAAGUCUAUAUAUUGGUAUUGUGGUUUAACUGAGAAUGAACGAUUUUUUCAACGGUACGUAUCUUUUCGAGCAAGAAUGGGGGCGAAAUGAAGGGUGAAAACGGCUUGGGCGUCUGAUGAGUGUGAGCUUGAGUGCAUGAACGGUUAAUCAAUGUUACAGUCACACUCCACACCCAUGUCCACGGCUAUCCAUCCUAUCAUUCUGUAUCAAUAUAAAUAUUGUUCAUGGUGUGGGUGUGGGCGUUAAUGUCUGGGUUGGUAUGAGUGUCGGGUGGGUGGGGGUCCGUACCAAGAAAAGACAUCCCUAUCUCGACACCCACACCUUCUCACAGAAACAAGGUUACGAUCGUUACUAUCAUAGAGGAUGACGUCUAGGUGACAAUAUUUCAAAUUAAGAGUUUAUUCAACUAAUAUUUCUAUAGACAACCAACAUUUUUAAUCAUUCAAACGAAUAUAAUACCUAUAGUAGAUUAAUGUGUUACAAAUGAAUGAUCGUAACGAGACGGUUCUAUUCAGUAAUAUUGCUUCAUAUGAGAGAAAUUGCUGACUGUGUUAUGUGAUAAAAAGAAAGGGAGGAAUAACGAACGGUAUUAGGAUAGUUUAGUCUUAGUACUUUGUUUCUUUCAAAAUAACAGACAAGUAUAACGAAAAGCAACUGUAAUUUUACGAAUUUUCAAUCAUCAAUACGAAACUCUCACUCCAGUAUCUGGCAUGUUUGAAAUUCAUUCGUCUAGUCAAGAAAGAAUAUAAGAUCAGAUGAUAAGUACCAGUAGCGUAACCAGGGGGAGGGCAAAUGGGUAAUUGCCCAUUUCAUUUUAAGAUUUGCCCAUUGUAAUUUUAAAAAAUAACAAUUCCCAAUUGUAAUUUUACUUCUUCAGAAUUUUUUACUUCUUUGCUGCUGUAACAAUGGGGAAACAGUUUGUUUUUUAUUUUAAAUCAGAAAAAAAUUGAAAAAAAUCAAAAAAAUCUCAUUUUAGCUGUUUUCCUCUUGUGCUGCAUACAUCUAUAGCGAUCUCGAUAUAAAUCUAGAUAAAACAUUGAAAUUAUAUGCAGAAAUACAUCAUCGUCGUCUUGAUUUUGGUGUUUGCAUUUGAAAUAUAAAUCUUAUAAAUAGAGACAUUAAAAAUAGACUAGACGCGUAUGACUCAGGCUGAAGAUCUCUACAUCCCUCAAAAAUCAAUCUCAUUCCAGGAACAUUCGAAUUCCAUGACAUUUUGAGAAUAUGUUGUGGUUGUAGUGGAGAAGCUAUGGUAAAAUUUUCAACUCUAUAUCAUGACGAUUGACAGACAUUUAUCAAAAAAGGUUCAAAAAUAGCUGAUUCAGCAUCUCGAAUUUCUCGAUCGAGACUCUUCAAAGAUAUUUAUUUUUCUUUUUUUGGUUGAAAGAGCAUGUCAGGAUGCAGGACACCAAAGACUCAUUUUUUUUGAAUUCUUAUUUUCGGAAGGAGAGAAGGAAUUACAAGUUUAAUAAGUCUAAAAACUCUAAAACUAAAAUUCAAUUUAUUCAAGUGAUCGUAUAUAUAAGAGAAAAAAACUUAAUUAAAAAGAAGGACUCUUUGGUGCUGCACAUUUUGACAUACUAUUUCAAACAAAAAUAAUUAAAUGCAUACAGGGUGGUCCAAAGGUAACUGAAGGGUGUGGGGUGUGGGUGUGGGGUAGGGGUGUGGGG
This is a messenger RNA of Rotaria sp. Silwood1, 4299 nucleotides long. Lineage: Eukaryota; Metazoa; Rotifera; Eurotatoria; Philodinida; Philodinidae. The record is from the annotation of a GenBank genome assembly.